Nerophis ophidion (straightnose pipefish) is the source of this 1503-nucleotide messenger RNA. It is a transcript of the gene stpg2, whose product is annotated as sperm-tail PG-rich repeat containing 2. The record is from RefSeq and is a predicted model, not a curated record. NCBI's taxonomy places the organism in Eukaryota, Metazoa, Chordata, Actinopteri, Syngnathiformes, Syngnathidae. The transcript has 11 exons. Bases 130 to 1503 code for a protein of 457 amino acids.
AGCAACGGAGGCGUAAAGUAACACAGCGCUGAGAUGACACAGCGAAAUGUCGACCUUACUUAAUGACCUUUAAAUAAGUUUGCUAAAUCAAGACUUUGUUUAUUGAAGUUGGUAAAUAGAUUUUUAAAUAUGUACGGACGGGCUCCAAGAGCCACCUUCCUGACAAAUAGUGGGACCCCGGACACAGUUGGCCCUGGGUCUUACAACGUCAACACAGCAAGACUUUCUACAACGUCUGCCGGCUAUGCUCCUUUCCUGUCCCUGGCUAGCAGACUACCAGUGCUCAGUGAGUCCAGUGGGACAGAACCAGGACCUGGAUGCUAUGACUCCUCACCUGUGCAGAUGAACGUCCAUGGAGGCUGCAGUCUUCAGAACCGCGCCAAGCGUUUUGAGGAUCCGGUGUGUGAGGGUCCGGGGCCAGGGGCUUACGAUGUGAACGUUGCCAGGAUGACUGAUGAUGGACCAUCGGAGAAGCUUGGCAGGAGAAUGGCGCAUCAAGCUAAAAGUCUCCAGAGGCUCGUUGGCCAGUCAGACGUUCCUUCCAUUCCAUCGCCGGGUCAAUCCUGCGGCUAUGAGGAGGACGCCCAGGGUCAGUUACGCAAGCAGGGGCCUCCAAUUAGGGACAGCAGCCUGGGCCCGGCCUACUACGACCCCCUGACUGCAGAGAAGAGUUUUGCCCAAAAGUACAAAGGCAUCCACUUUGGCAACAUGACGGCGAAGAGAGGCGAGGUGAUGAAGGAUGAAGGCCCGGGGCCAGGCUACUAUUACCCUGAGAUCGUCCCACAAACGCACUACGAGAACAUAAACCUGCGGAAAGAGCAAAGGAGCACGAGGGCUCAGCUCGUCAUUCCUCGUUACCACGAACUGGUGUCCAAACAGGAGGAAAAGAAGGGAGUUCCUGGUCCAGGCCACUAUGACAUCAGGGGUCAGUUCGAGAGGCCCAGUGACAAGAAGCAGCAGAUCACGUCCACAUUCCUCUCUCAGACCGAGAGGUUCAAGCCUGCCAAAGAAGCGUCGCCUCCUGUUGGCACAUAUAACGACCCGUGGUGUGCCCUGCAGACACUACACGGCACAACGGGACCGGGCAAAAGCCCUUUUGGCGUCACAGCAGCGCGCUUUCCUUCCAACCGCAACAAAGGCUUCACACCAGGUCCCGGGUCGUACGACGUCUUUGCCUACGGUUUGGCCCAGGAGAGUUUUAAAAGGGCCUUUUUAGAUCGAGCCAAGAAGGGAGGCUUUGGCUCCACCGCUAAACGCUGCAGCAUCUGCUUCAAUAAGGAAUCGAUACAAGGACCGAGUCCAGCAGAGUACGAGGCAGAAAAGCGUCCAGAGGAGCAGUACAAAAAGCAGUGCACGGCCGCAUUCCGAUCAGCCACACAGCGCCUCACGUCCUCACUUUUGCCAAAAUCCCACUGGACCUUUCAAGUUUGGGCACAGUUGCGAAAAAACCUGAAGAACUUGAUGGUUGAUAACCAGCAGCGUGGCAGUGAAGACGAGGAUUAA